AUGAUAUUUGCAAAGCAAAAGUUUUUAACAACGUUGGAAAGAAAACCUCAGUCGUUCGGUGGCAUCGGUGGUUCGGUUCAGUUCGGUGGCAUAGACACUUCAAGAGACGCGAGGGGUUUUUCUGUAAAGUUUUACACAGAAGAUGGUAACUUCGAUAUAGUUGGUUUAAACAUGCCCGUUUUCGGGGUGCAUGAUCCUCUAUUUUUCCCCAUGUUUGUCCAUUCAAGGAAAAAGAAUCCACAAACAAACCAGUACGACUUCAACAUGUUCUGGGAUUUCGUUGUGCGCCGUCCCGAAUCUGUACAUAAUACUUUAUAUAUUUUUAGUGAUGCCGGCAUAUCCGACGGUUACAGACAUAUGCCUGGCUUUAGUAUUCACACAUAUCAAGUUGUAAACAGUAAGGGAGAAAAAUUCUUUGUUAGAUUUACUUUUAAACCUGACGAAGGUAUAAAGAAUUUAGAUUCAUUGACAGCCCAGAAAUUAGCAGCUGUUGAACCAGACUAUGCAACUCGAGAUUUGUUUAAUGCCAUAAGCGCAGGAAAUUUUCCCAGUUGGACAGUUUAUGUCCAAGUGUUAGAUCUCUACGAUAUCCAACAUGCUGACUUUGAUGUAUUUGAUUCAACAAAAAUUUUACCAGAAGAGAAAUACCCGCUAAGACCGUUAGGGCGACUUGUUUUGAAUCAGAAUCAAAUAAACUAUUUCGCUGAAAUUGAGCAGCUGGCUUUCUGCCCUAAUAAUCUUGUGCCUGGGAUUCUUGGAGCGCCUGAUAAACUUUUUGAAGCGCGUCGUUUCGCAUAUAGAGAUGCUCAAGACUAUCGUUUGGGAAGAAAUUUCGAGAACAUUAAUGUUAAUAAACCUAUUGUAGAAACUUUUACGUAUAAUCGAGAUGGAAGAGCACCUGUUGAAGAUAAUCAGGGUAACGUGCCGAAUUAUUAUCCUAAUUCGUAUAAUGGUCCUGUGCCGUAUAAAGAAAGUAAUAAAGUUGAUGUAAUUGAAAUUCACGAGAUAGCAGGGGAUGAUUUUCGGCAAGCACGGGAAUAUUAUAUUAAUACAUUGACGCCUGCUGAAAGAAAUAGACUUACAAAGAAUAUUGUAGACAGUUUAGCUGCUGUUACGGAUCCAAUUUUAAAAGAUAAAAGUAUAAAAGUUCUAGAAGCAGUGCAUUUAGAUCUGGGUUUAAAAGUUUUUGAAGGUUUACUAGAGAGACAAAGUAACUAUCAAGAAAAAUUAAGGCAUAUAGAAUAUUAAACUCGAUUGCUAUUCUUAAUUUCUCAGGUACCAAUUGUUUGUGAGCAAUAAGCUUCCAUGGAAUAAGAAGACAUUUUAUAUUCAGGCGCUUAUAUUUGGAUUAUACUAAAAUUAGAUCCUUGUUUCAUUAAAUUGAUAAUUUGAACCUUAUAUAGUUAAUUAUAGGUACGUUUGACUGCUUCAUUGGUUUGUUAGGACAGAGUAGGUGGCUAUAGGAGGAAUUUUCGGUUUUUGAAAAUGUCUU
This is a messenger RNA of Spodoptera exigua (beet armyworm), 1492 nucleotides long. The record is from the annotation of a GenBank genome assembly. Lineage: Eukaryota; Metazoa; Arthropoda; Insecta; Lepidoptera; Noctuidae.